AUGAAAAAUAUGAAUUUUUUGAUAAAUAAAAGUAUAUUUUUUAUUUUUUCCAAAAUAACAACGUUUUUUUGUUGGGCAGAAAAAAAAAAAUUAAAUGAACAAGUCAUAAAAUAUGUAGAGAAUUCGAAAAUAAUUAAUCAUCCAAUAGACACAAGUAUAACAAACUUUUACUUUAUUUCAAAUGAAAUAAACAAACUUGUAAACAUAAGAAAUAAGCUGCUUGUUUGUGAUAAGCAAAGUAGGAAACGAAUAACGGAGAAAUGCUUCAAUCUGUACUGCUUUUUAAUUACAAGUGCAAAAUUAAAAAAAAAAAAUAAUAAUUUUUUCAAAAGAAAAAUUCUGGAAUAUGUGGAGGAGACCAUUGCUAGAAGUAUUGAAAAAAUAAAAAUUGAGGAUAUAGAUAAGAAACUCAUUCCGUAUAGUAUAUACAUAAGAAGCGAAAAGUCGCUCGGUAGUUUAGUGGCAGACUUGAAUAUAGCCUGCUCCAGUUAUCUCAAUAAAAUCAACAGCGUCAGGAUAAGACACUUGAUAAUAGACAAGGAUGAAAUAAACAUCGAUGAGGAGUGGAAGAAGAAGCACGAAUGUUUCUUUAACAAGAAGAAACUUAAAAUACCUAUAAGCAAACAUAAUUAUGAGUAUAUUUUGAACGGUUUACAUAAAUCCAGUUUGAGAAAGCAAGUCCUUUACUUGCUUAACAUUCCGUUUGAAAACAAAAAUUUAAAUAAAGAUGUAAUAAAUAUAUUAAAAAAAAGAUAUGACAUAGCUACUAAAAUGGGGUAUAAAAAUUGGGCACAUUAUUCCAUAUCACACUUUACUAGUGAAAAGAAUAAUUAUGAUAAAGUAAAUGACUUUCUUGCAUUAGUAAAGAUGAAAAUAGACAAAGAGUAUGAUACAGUAAAAUGUAGUAUGGAAAAGACAAUUAAUCUAGAAAAAAGUACCAACAUGCAGGUUAACAUUGAUGAUAAAAAGGAUAGUUGUGUCAAGUUAGCCAUAUAUGACUGGAAUUAUUACUAUAAUAAAAUUCUGAACAAGUCAGAUGAAUAUUUAAUAAAUACAUAUUUUCCACAUGCACAUGUUUUGAAAAAUUUUCUUAUUAUUGUUUCAAAAAUUUACAAUUUUGCAUAUGAGGAGGUGAAACAAGAGGCAGGUCAAGAGAGAUGGGGAAAGAAUAGUCAUAUCUAUAAAAUAAAAAAGAAGCGGAAUGAGAAAAUUAUGAAUAGUAAUAUUAUGAAUGGUAAGAACUUGUUAGAUAAUACAAGAAGAGAACAAGACAAGAGUGGAAGUAAUUUAUUAGGGUAUAUAUAUAUAAUGCCUUAUAAGGACAUCAGUUUUAUGGAUUAUUUUAGAAUUCCGUUAAUAGAUUCUUUACCAAAUACAUGUUUAAUAUGUGCUGGUCAUGUACUAAUUGAUUAUAGAUUUCUCAGUAGUGUACCGAUCGAAAAGAAGCUAUUUAGUUGUUCCGAAAUUUUAACAUUAUUUCAUGAAUUUGGUCAUGCAUAUCAUUUAUUAUUUUUAUCUACUAAAUAUAAUAUGUACAGGAUGUCAAAUAUGCCAUUAGAUUAUGCUGAAUUGUUUUCUCAUAUUAAUGAACACGUUGCUAAUAAUUAUAAUAUUAUGUACAAUUUAUCAAAUAAUAUAAAUGACAAUUCUAAGAUCAAUGAGUACCUUUUUAAAACGAUGAAAUUUGAUUACUCACGACUGGCCAAUAUAUUUUCCCAGUCGAUGCUUGACUACGCAAUUCAUAAUCUCGACCCGUAUGCGUUUUUUGAGGGUCAUCAAGGUAUGGUAAGCUGUGCAGAAGUGGUAAUACGCAGCAUACGGGGAACACGCAGCAAAAAUUGUAAUUCACAUAGAGAUAGUGAUAAAUAUGGGAUGCAUACAUAUCAUGAAAAUAGUUAUGACCAUUCCUUGGACAAAUUUUACAGUACCGUUGAAAAGUAUUUUCCGUAUAGUUUUUCUUCUCACUAUUCUAUACAUUCAACUAGUUUUCCGUACCAUUUUUCAUGUUGCUAUGCUGGAUCGGUCUUAAGUUAUCUGUUCGCUGAAAUGCGGGUGCUCCUUAACUUUUCAACAGAUAACUUAUCUUUAAAAAAAUAUAGCUCCUUAGUUUCAUUUCAAAGAAAAUUUUACGAGAUUAUUGAGGACGAUUUGACAUUUGAUGCGAACCCUUCAAUAAUAACUCAUGCACUGGCUAACAAAAAAAUGCUUUUAAGAAAAGCAGCUCAUUACUGA
Messenger RNA from Plasmodium malariae, 2232 nucleotides. Its product is annotated as DnaJ protein, putative. Gene Ontology annotation, cellular component: mitochondrion. Gene Ontology annotation, molecular function: metalloendopeptidase activity. Bases 1 to 2232 code for a protein of 743 amino acids. The record is from RefSeq and is a predicted model, not a curated record. Lineage: Eukaryota; Apicomplexa; Aconoidasida; Haemosporida; Plasmodiidae. The transcript is spliced from 2 exons. Gene Ontology annotation, biological process: proteolysis; peptide metabolic process.